This is a messenger RNA of Cetraspora pellucida, 936 nucleotides long. The record is from the annotation of a GenBank genome assembly. Lineage: Eukaryota; Fungi; Glomeromycota; Glomeromycetes; Diversisporales; Gigasporaceae.
AUGACGGUUAUCAGACCAUGGAUCGCACAAAAAAUUGUCGAUUUAUUAGGAGGUGAAGAUGAGGUUGUUGUUAAUUAUGUGUUUGGACUAUUAGAAGAAACGGAUCUUGAUCCUAGAAUGAUGCAAAUCAACCUCACAGGUUUCCUGGAAAGAAAUGCUCCUAUUUUUGUCACAGAAUUAUGGAAGUUGCUUUUAUCAGCUCAAGAUUGUGAGAGUGGAAUUCCGGCAAUAUUUCUUGAGCAGAAAAUGGAAGAAAUUCGCAAAAGAAAGGAUCGUGACCAGAAAUCGGUCCGACGACGUAGUAGAAGUAGAAAUUCUCACCGGAUUCGUAGUCGUAGUAGAAGUAGAAGCGCCGAAAAUAAACAUCAACGACGAUCCCAUAGGAGAAGCAGAAGUAGGAGCGCUGAGAGUAGACAUCAACGACGAUCGCAUAGAAGAAGUAGAAGUAAGAGCAGAGAUCGAAUUACCAGGGAACGUAGUGGAGAACGCCGAAGGCAUAAAAACCACCGACGCGGUAGCAGAAGUCGAAGUAAAGAGAAACGACGAUAUGAUGAAAGGAGACCACGUCGUAGCAGGAGUCGAGAGGAAGAGGAUACGAGUAAACGGCGUCGUCUUUCGAAGGAAGAAAUUGUUACAAAGGUAUCUUCUGAACAGUAUAGCUCUACUCCUUCUCCAGGAAGAAAUUAUCAUGAUCAACAUACAGACUAUGUUGCAACCGAAGAUGAAAAUAGGAAAAGGUUGGUUGAUUCAGUAGAAGAAAUUGAUUCAGUUCAAAAUUCACCUCCUAGAAAAAAGGUAGCAGAUGCACCUAUUUUCAAGUCAAAAUGGAACGAUGAUGAAGACGAGGAGGAAAAUAAAAAGGCGUCAAUGUCUGAACUAGAACAACUUGAAAAAUUGCGAGCAAAAGCUUUCGAAUCAAUGAAGGCCCGAAAAUAA